Trypanosoma cruzi is the source of this 1542-nucleotide messenger RNA. RefSeq lists its product as uncharacterized. NCBI's taxonomy places the organism in Eukaryota, Euglenozoa, Kinetoplastea, Trypanosomatida, Trypanosomatidae. Gene Ontology annotation, biological process: peptidoglycan biosynthetic process. The coding region runs from base 1 to 1542 and encodes 513 amino acids. Gene Ontology annotation, molecular function: protein binding; D-alanine-D-alanine ligase activity; metal ion binding. The record is from RefSeq and is a predicted model, not a curated record. The transcript has a single exon.
AUGUCUUUUUUGCCCAUUCGUGUCUGCGUACUGGUCUGUUCCUACGAAGGAUCGGAUAGUGAACUGAAGGAAUAUGAGGGCGAAAUUGUACAGACACCGCAGCAUUACUUUACGGAGGAGGAUUCGAAGGAAUUUGUUUUUACUCUUGAAUUUGUGAAGAAGGCGACUGCAUACCGUCAAAUACGUCAGUUAGUGAAGUCUGGGGCCUUUGAUGUCUUUUACAACCAGUGCGAUGGGGCCAUUGAUGAGGAUAAGGCCGGUGUGGAAGUGGUGCAGGCACUUGAGAGCUUUAAAGUUCCGUUCACCGGGGCUAUCUCCAAAUACUAUGAGUUGUCUAAACCGGAAAUGAAGCGAAUGGCACACUACUGCGCUGUAAAAACAGCCCCAUAUGCCGUUUUGGAGGCCGGUGAUAAUGUGCGGGAGUUGUGCGCCGCCCUGCAUUUCCCGUUGAUUGUUAAGCACAUCUCUGGCUACAGCAGCGUGGGGAUGGACAAGUCUUGCAAGGUGUAUGACAUGGAUGCGUUGAAGGAACGGGUGGCUCGCUUUAUUGAUCAGUACCAGAGUGCUCUUGUGGAGGAGUUUAUUUCCGGCGAUGAGGCGACCGUGUUGGUGUGCGCUGACGCCUCACAACCUGGUGGAAUUCGUGUGUUUCCACCAGUUAUGGUGCAAUUUCCGGAAGGUGAGGACUUCAAACACUUCCAUCUUAAAUGGGAAACAUAUGAGGGAAUGAUCUGGCGUCUUGUCUCUGAGGACGAUCCCGCGUUGCCGGAUAUAAUUCACAUUGCGAGAACCGCAUUUCUUCACAUGAUGGGGGGUGUGGGGUACGGCCGCGUGGAUGUUCGUAUUGAUCGUGAAAAGAACACGGUUGUUUUUCUUGAAAUCAAUCCUAACUGUGGCAUCAUGUAUCCAUAUGGACAAGAGGGCUCGGCGGAUUGGAUCUUGCGUCUUACGCCGGAGUUUAAACAAAAGGAAUUUGCAAAACUCCAAAUAAGUGAAGCCAUUCGAAUACAUAAGUGCAAGCAGCCGCUCUUUCGAUGUGCCUAUGAUCCGGUACGGGAGUAUUACAUUUGUGCCACAAGGGAUAUACCCGCAGGCAGCAUUAUUUUUGAGGGCGAGGGCCGGUUGGUACGUUUAUGCACUAAACCGUACGUAAAGGCAAAUUGGAGCGAGGUGGAGUACAAUGAAUUUCUCCAUGAUGCCUGGCCCGUGGGUGCGGAGGGUCAUUACUAUGCCCUGUGGGAUCUUGAAUCGUCGGAUUGGCGUGCGGUGAAUCAUUCCUGUGAUCCAAAUAUGGGGUUUUGUCCGAAUCGCUCACUUAAUGUUCAUGCUUUACGUGAUAUCGCGAAGGGUGAAGAACUCACGAUGGAUUGUCGCCUUUUCAUGGAUGACACAAUGCCACCCUUUCAGUGUCACUGCAAGACAUCUAUUUGUGCAGGAUGGAUCCGAGGGGGUGUGAUGAGAGAAAGUCAUUUCUUUGAAUCUUACACGGAGAGGUUGAUCCACCGGGAGGACAAAUUUAUUACACAACUGACGAGGAAUUGA